Messenger RNA from Scomber japonicus (chub mackerel), 2235 nucleotides. RefSeq names its product aminolevulinate, delta-, synthase 1 (gene alas1). Gene Ontology annotation, biological process: hemoglobin biosynthetic process; heme biosynthetic process; erythrocyte development. Gene Ontology annotation, cellular component: mitochondrion; mitochondrial matrix. Gene Ontology annotation, molecular function: pyridoxal phosphate binding; 5-aminolevulinate synthase activity. NCBI's taxonomy places the organism in Eukaryota, Metazoa, Chordata, Actinopteri, Scombriformes, Scombridae. Bases 185 to 2065 code for a protein of 626 amino acids. The transcript has 11 exons. The record is from RefSeq and is a predicted model, not a curated record.
CAGGAUAACGAAGCUGCUACUUUCACCUCCUCUUGAAAAAAAACCCGGCUUUUUAUACAGACUGUUUCAUCAUAUCAGGCACCAGCACUGUCCCCCGAUUUACUGCACGUCUGAUAGAGAGGAUUACGCUAUUUGGUGUGGAGUUUUAACAACGACCUCUUGACAAUCAUCAACACCGCUGAUAAUGGAUGUGAUAGUGCGUCGCUGUCCGUUCCUGGCUCGUGUGCCCCAGGCCUUCUACCAGCAGCCUAAAAAGUCUAUGGUGGUCUAUGCCCAGCGCUGCCCCGUCAUGAUGGAGCUGGCAUCCAAACCCAUGGCUCCACAACUUGCACGCGCCCUCUGUUCAUCAUCUUCCCACCAGAAGACUGAGGUCCUCUUGUCUACCAGUGAAGCCUCCAAAAAGGAAGUGGAGCCCAAGCUGCCUGCUGGCCACCCUAUGCCGCCCUCAGGGCAGGUUGUGGCUUCCAAAUGCCCCUUCCUGGCUGCUGAAAUGGGCCAGAAGAACAGCAGUGUGGUCCGCCAGGUUGGCAUGGAGUUCCAAGAGGAUGUUGAGGAAGUCCGCACUGUCCAGAAAGAAGUGUCUUCUGCCCAGUUGAAGAAGCCAUCUAUGGCCAGUACCGUAAAGGAAAGCGGAGGGAGUCAAACUAAUAUAAUAAAAACCCUCCUGAAGCAACGGCCGAAAAGGGUCUCCCACCUGUUGCAGGACAACUUGACAGGCACUAUGUCCCGCUUCGAGUAUGAUGACUUUUUUGAGAGGAAGAUAGAGGAGAAGAAGAGUGACCACACCUACCGCGUGUUUAAAACUGUAAACCGCCUGGCCAACGAGUUCCCCAUGGCCAACGAUUUCACCAGGUCCUUAGAGGAUAAAAGGGAGGUGUCUGUAUGGUGCAGCAACGACUACCUGGGCAUGAGUCGACACCCUCGAGUUCUACAAUCCAUCACGGAUACUUUACGAAAGCAUGGUUCAGGGGCGGGAGGAACCAGGAACAUCUCUGGGACCAGUAAAUUCCAUGUGGAACUGGAACACGAACUGGCUGACCUCCACAAAAAGGACGCAGCGCUCCUUUUCACCUCCUGCUUUGUAGCCAAUGACUCCACCCUCUUCACCCUUGCCAAGAUGCUGCCUGGUUGUGAAAUCUACUCUGACUCAGGCAACCACGCCUCAAUGAUUCAGGGUAUCAGGAACAGCGGUGCUAAGAAAUUUAUUUUCCGCCACAAUGAUGUGGCCCAUCUUAGAGAGCUGCUGCAGAAGGGAGACCCCAGCAAACCGAAGAUCGUGGCCUUUGAGACCGUCCAUUCCAUGGAUGGUGCUGUGUGUCCAUUGGAGGAGAUGUGCGAUGUUUCUCAUGAGUUCGGAGCCAUCACCUUUGUAGACGAGGUUCAUGCUGUGGGCCUGUAUGGCGCCAGAGGAGGGGGCAUCGGAGAUCGUGACGGCAUUAUGCAUAAGAUGGAUAUCAUCUCAGGGACAUUAGGCAAGGCCUUCGGUUGUGUGGGCGGCUACAUCGCGAGUACCUCUGCCCUGAUAGACACGGUUCGUUCCUACGCUGCUGGCUUUAUCUUUACCACCUCUCUGCCACCGAUGCUGUUAGCUGGAGCGAAGCAGUCUAUUCAGGUCCUUAAAGAGGAGGAGGGCCGCUCACUGAGACGUAAACACCAGCGCAAUGUCAAGCUGCUCAGACAAAUGCUGAUGGACUCGGGGCUGCCUGUGGUGCACUGCCCUAGCCACAUAAUCCCAGUUCGGGUAUCAGAUGCCGAGAAGAACACAGAGGUGUGUGACCUCAUGAUGAGUCGCCACAACAUCUACGUUCAGGCCAUCAACUACCCCACAGUUGCCAGAGGAGAGGAGCUUCUGCGUAUCGCUCCAACACCUCACCACACACCUGAGAUGAUGAAAUACUUUGUUGAGAGGCUGGUUGACACAUGGAAGGAGGUGGGUCUGGAGCUAAAGCCUCACUCAUCGGCAGAGUGUAACUUCUGCCAACAGCCGCUGCACUUUGAGCUGAUGAGCGAGAGAGAAAAGUCUUACUUCAGUGGCCUCAGCCACCCUAUCUCGGCCUGCGCAUAACACUACUCACUACUGCUGGCUCGAGAUGGCACAUAUACAUUCAACGCCCAUUCCUCUAUCACUGUCAUAGAAUGUAUUAAUUAUCUUUGAUAAGUCCCCCUACACAUAUUAUUUAAAAUAUUCUAUGUCCAGAUGUUCUAUAUGCUGAAAAUAAAAUAUGAGAAAAGAAA